AUGGGAAGUGUAGAUGUUUGGAUUUUAGUGUUGUCUGUUGUAUCAGCUAUGGCAAAUGCCAAGUCUCCAAAAGCUUCAACACCGCCCUGUAAUUCUCAAGGAAUCCCAGGAAUCCAAGGACCCCCAGGUAGCCCAGGGUCACCUGGUGUGCCAGGAAUGCCAGGUAUAACUGGACCACCAGGUCCACCAGGGCGUCGCGGAGACAUUAACGAGUGCCCUUCCAGUUCAAAAUCUGCUUUUGCAGUGAAACUGAGUGAUCCCUUUCCAGUACCUUUCCAUCCCAUUGUCUUCAAGGACAUCCUCCAUAACCUUCAGAAUGACUUCAAUCUAACCACCGGGAUGUUCACCUGCAGAAACGCUGGUGUGUACCACUUUGGCUUUGACAUUGAGCUAUUCCAGCAUCCUGUGAAGUUGGGACUCAUGAAGAACGGCAUCCAAGUCCUCGAGAAGGAAGCCAGGGCCAAGUACAGUUACAAGCAUGUUUCUGAAACUGCCAUCUUGCAACUGAUGAUAGAAGAUAAGGUCUGGCUGGAAUCUAAGCUAGACACAGCUGAGACUAAGAAAGGAUUGAUUCAAAGUGUGUUCUUUGGGUAUUUACUCUAUGAAAACUGUACAACCUAA
Molecule: messenger RNA, 621 nt
Organism: Chrysochloris asiatica (Cape golden mole)
Lineage: Eukaryota; Metazoa; Chordata; Mammalia; Afrosoricida; Chrysochloridae
Product: protein HP-25 homolog 2-like
Exons: 3
Coding region: 1-621 (206 amino acids)
Molecular function (GO): protein binding
Source: RefSeq, a predicted model, not a curated record